ACGAAAUUAGAGUGGGUCUCAUCGAUCACGAACAAAAAUGGAGAUGUCUGGAAAGGAAAUCGGGCUUUAUAAUCCAGAAAACAUAUUCUGGGCAAUCUUUACCUUCAUGUGGAUCGUCUAUGUGUGGGAAACGUACCUUUCUCAUCGCCAGCGGAAUGUGUACAGAAACACUAAAGAUGUCCCUUCAUCUCUCAAGGAUGUGAUUGACAAUGAGACCUUCGAGAAAGCCAGGCUCUAUGGACUUGAUAAAAGUAGCUUCGGAUUCUGGCAUGGGAUCUAUGAACAGAUUGAAUCAUCUAUCAUCCUAGUGCUUGGCGGUAUCCCAUACCUGUGGAUGAUGGCCGGAAGGGUCACAGGUCACUUUGGCUUUGGACAAGAAUAUGAGAUCACACAAUCUUUGGCCUUCAUGCUGCUUGCCUCUGUGUUCUCUACAUUUGUUGGACUGCCCUGGGUUCUGUACAGUACGUUUGUGAUUGAGGAGAGGCAUGGCUUCAACAAACAGACCCUGGGAUUUUUCUUCAAAGAUCAGGUGAAGAAGUACAUUCUCAUGCAACUGAUAUCCCUUCCUAUCCUAAGUGGUCUACUCUACAUCAUCAAGAUAGGUGGACAAUACUUCUUCAUCUAUGCCUGGGUCUUUACCCUCGUUAUCUCAUUGUUCCUGAUCACAGUAUAUGCCGACUACAUUGCUCCACUCUUUGACAAGUUUACACCCCUCCCUGAAGGAGAUCUGAGAACCAAGAUUGAAGAAUUGGCAAAGAGCAUUGAUUUCCCACUCUACAAACUAUAUGUUGUUGAAGGCUCCAAACGUUCCUCUCACAGUAAUGCAUAUUUCUAUGGAUUCUUUAAAAACAAGAGAAUUGUUCUCUUUGAUACCCUCCUAGAAGACUACAAACCAGCCGUUACAGAAGAGAAAAAAACAGAUGAAGAAGAGACAAAACCUGCCGAUGCAGAGGGAGAUGGGGAAGAAGAGCAGAAGGUAGAUGAAGAGAAGAAAACAGAAGAGGAGGGAGAGAAGAAGAAGAAGACGGGAUGCAACACAGAAGAGGUUCUUGCUGUUCUAGCCCAUGAGCUUGGUCAUUGGAAGCUAGGACAUAAUCUCAAGAAUCUUAUUAUUAGCCAGGUGAAUAUAUUAUUGUGUCUCUUCCUAUUUGCCCUCCUGAUUGAGAGGACAGAAUUCUUCAAUGCCUUUGGUUUCUACGACGCAUACCCCACCCUCAUUGGACUCCUCAUCAUAUUCCAGUUCAUCUUCUCACCGUAUAAUGAGGUUCUAUCCUUCUGCAUGACCGUGUUGACGAGGCGUUUUGAGUUCCAGGCUGAUGCCUUCGCCAAGUCCCUCCAGAGGGCGUCCUAUCUGCGUAUGGCCCUCAUCAAACUCCACAAGGACAAUCUAGGCUUCCCUGUCGCUGAUUGGCUCUUCUCUGCUGUUCACUACUCACAUCCUCCUCUCCUAGAGAGAUUAGCUGCCCUAGGCAAGACUGACUAGGUCUAGAUAGCCAAAGGCCACCGAACGUGUCAUCCUGACUAGACUGGAUUUUAAAAGAACCUGAAAAAGGAUUGCAGAAAUGACUCCUUUCGAAAUGUGAAAUUUACAUGAUUAAGGUCCCAAAUUGUCACAUGAAAUUUAAAAUACAAACCACAGGGUGUUGUAAACAUUCAAGUUUAUAGAGUAGAGGCCUAAUCUGCUGUGAUUUUGUUGUAAUGUCAUGCCAGUUGCAUGAGUGGUGACCAACUGGUCACCAAAUUGAAUUUCCUCUUACAGAAAGGUUUGAAAUAUGAUGCAAUAUAUAUAUUAAUAUUCAUGUGAUCAUUCAGGACUUCAGUCAGUUUCAUCUCACAUUCAAUGAUGUUUCUUUGAAGUCUUAUCGUAGUUGGAUCGCGAGGUUGUUGGUGGCCUGAUGGAAAUCUGAUCAUUCCUGGUAUUGCCUCAUUCCCCUAUUACCUGUAGCUUAUACAAGUGGAAUUGCAUGGUAAACUAUUCAUUGAUGAAAGUAUAGAUGCACAAAGUAAGAAGUAUUGUAAGACUUAAAGAGAAGGUUGAGUUCUGGGAAGAGGUGUAAAAUAAUUUGUAAGCGUUAUCAUUGUUAUUAUGCAAGUGUGGAAGAACAUCAGAUAAAACAUGUUCCCUGAAAUGCAUGGCUCUCCAAAUACUUUCAUAUUCUAGAUAUGGCAUGUAACAGCAUGAAAAUUGGGACAGAUUUUCAUGCCACAUGUUUGUGUAGUCCUAUAUACAUCUUUCUGUGUACAGUGCUUG
Molecule: messenger RNA, 2251 nt
Organism: Strongylocentrotus purpuratus (purple sea urchin)
Lineage: Eukaryota; Metazoa; Echinodermata; Echinoidea; Camarodonta; Strongylocentrotidae
Gene: zmpste24
Product: CAAX prenyl protease 1 homolog
Exons: 11
Coding region: 38-1483 (481 amino acids)
Biological process (GO): CAAX-box protein processing
Cellular component (GO): endoplasmic reticulum membrane
Molecular function (GO): metalloendopeptidase activity
Source: RefSeq, a predicted model, not a curated record